This is a messenger RNA of Cyprinodon tularosa, 1878 nucleotides long. RefSeq names its product E3 SUMO-protein ligase ZBED1-like. The coding region runs from base 1 to 1878 and encodes 625 amino acids. The transcript has 2 exons. The record is from RefSeq and is a predicted model, not a curated record. Gene Ontology annotation, molecular function: protein dimerization activity; DNA binding. NCBI's taxonomy places the organism in Eukaryota, Metazoa, Chordata, Actinopteri, Cyprinodontiformes, Cyprinodontidae.
AUGGCGGAAGGUGGAGGAGAAGUGCCGCAAGACCUGGUUCCUAAAAGAGGCUCCAGCUCCGUUAUCUGGAACUGGUUUGGAUUCAAAAAGUCUGAUACGGAGCAGAAAGUCGUAUUAUGCAAAGUUUGCAGACAACCUGUGACGACAAAGGACAGCAACACUACAAAUUUAUUUCACCACCUAAAACACAAACACAAACCGGAAUAUGAAGCUAGUCAGAAGAUGCGCUGCGAUGCAGCAGAAGCCUCGACGAAAACCUCUUUUAAGAAACCAACUUCAACUCAAACAAAACUUGCCGACGCGUUUUCUCAUUCCACACCGUAUGAUAGCCAAAGCAAGCGAUGGAAAGAGUUAACAGAGGCCGUUGCGUUUUGCCUGGCUAAAGAUAUGUUGCCGCUUCAAUCUGUGGAGAAGGAGGGUUUCAGGCGUAUGGUCCACAAAAUGGACACUCGAUAUAAGAUGCCUUCACGGAAAUAUUUUUCCAAGACAGCCUUGCCUAAGAUGUAUGACGAGUGCCGUGAUGGGCUACAAGCGAAGCUAUCAACAGUGACGUUUUUUGCUUCAACCACAGACAUGUGGAGCAGCCGAGCGACUGAGCCAUACAUCAGUCUUACGGUGCACUACAUAACGGAUGACUGGAGUUUAAAUAGCAACUGCCUACAGACGAGUUUUUUCCCGGAGGACCACACGGGUGAAAAUAUUGCGAGUGGUUUGAAACAAUUUUUACAAGAAUGGAAACUUGACGAGGCCAAACAGGUGUGCGUGACCACGGACAGUGGGGCCAACGUUGUCAAGGCAGUCGCGUUGAACAAGUGGACAAGGCUGUCCUGCUUCGGACAUAAUCUGCACAUUGCUGUUGAGAGAAGCAUGAGGGACAGCAGGAUUGACAGAGCUGUGGGAGUCAGCAAGAAGAUAGUCAGCUUGUUUUCACAUAGCUGGAAAAGGCAACGUGCUCUUAAAGCUGCACAAGAGGAGCUUGGACUUCCUCAACAUAAACUGGUGACCGAAUCUCCAACACGAUGGGGCUCCAGGCAGAGGAUGAUUCAGCGGCUUCUUGAACAAGAAAAGGCCAUCACACAAGUCCUGGCUGCUGAAUGGUCAACCAGGCAUCUGGUGCUGAAGUGGCAAGAUGUUGACGUUCUUGAUGCUGUCAGCAAGGCAUUAGGACCUCUGCUUGAUUUCACAGAUGCCCUCUCCUCAGAGAGUUAUGUGACAGUGUCAUGCCUGAAGCCUAUUCUUCACCUUUUCAGUAGCAAGCUUCUACAGGAGAAGGAUGAAGAUUCUGAUCUCACCAAAACCAUCAAAAAGUCAGUACUGGACUAUCUGACAACAAAAUACAGUGACCCAGAUGUUGUGGAGCUGAUCAACAUGGCAUCAUUUCUGGAUCCACGCUUUCGUACACAGCACCUAAGUCAGGAAGAGAUCCAGGUCAUCAAAGCCAAAGUGGUCACAGAGGGGGAACCUGUGUCUGCCACGCCAAGUGGCCCUGCUGAAACAUGCCAGGGUCAAGAAACUGAGGACAAACAACAGAGGAAGAAACAGAGGAAGAGUCUGGGAAGCUUUCUGAAAAAAGCAGCUGCUGCUGAAGUCUCCACCAGUGUCCCUUACAGUGACAGAGUUGAGGCCGAACUAAGCAGUUAUUUAUUUGGACAACUGGCAGACAGUGAGAGUGAUCCACUUGCAUGGUGGAAAGUGCAUGAGGUGAAUUUCCCUCUGAUGAGUCAGUUAGCAAAGAAGUACCUGUGCAUCCCUGCAACAAGUACAGCCUCAGAAAGGGUCUUCAGUGCUGGAGGUAAUGUGGUAACUUGCCAGCGAUCUCUUCUGAAACCAGCCACAGUUGAUAUGCUGGUCUUUCUAACCAAAAAUCUAAAGGUGUAA